This is a messenger RNA of Punica granatum (pomegranate), 588 nucleotides long. Lineage: Eukaryota; Viridiplantae; Streptophyta; Magnoliopsida; Myrtales; Lythraceae. The record is from RefSeq and is a predicted model, not a curated record.
UCCAGUCUAGUCUCAGCUCGUCGUCUUCAUCGAUUGGGACUCGCAGAGAGAGAGAGAGACAGAGAGGAGAGAAAAUGGCGUCGAACGCAGCAGUUCCGUUCUGGAGGGCGGCAGGGAUGACGUACAUAACCUACUCGAACAUAUGCGCGAAUCUGGUGAGGAACUGCCUCAAGGAGCCGUACAAGACCGAAGCCCUGACCCGCGAGAAGGUCCACUUUUCCAUCGCGACAUGGAAGGAAGGGAAGCCUGAGAAGCCCGUGAUUCGUUCAGACACCCCAGAAGAGUGAUAGAGUCAUCGGAUCGUCUUAAAGGAAGUCGGCUUCUUUAUGAAGGUUUAUCUCGUUUCAGUUCCGUAGAUUUGUCACUGCAUGUCUUGAUGAUGCCUGGACAGAUGAAAUUUGUACUUUGUGGAUUUGGUUGGAGCUUGGAAUAAUGUAAUCAGUGCCGUCUCAUUCUCAGAAUGCAGUGAGAUUUUUCAACACUCCCUUCCAGAGUUGACUCAAGCCUGUUGUCCUACUGAUUAUACCCAUUGAACAUUUAUCUCACGCAUACCAGCACUUGCACAACUGGAAGAGCGUUUUCGACCUA